This is a messenger RNA of Zasmidium cellare ATCC 36951, 1989 nucleotides long. RefSeq lists its product as uncharacterized. Gene Ontology annotation, molecular function: FAD binding; DNA binding. Gene Ontology annotation, cellular component: cytoplasm; nucleus. The record is from RefSeq and is a predicted model, not a curated record. Lineage: Eukaryota; Fungi; Ascomycota; Dothideomycetes; Mycosphaerellales; Mycosphaerellaceae. The transcript is spliced from 6 exons. Gene Ontology annotation, biological process: entrainment of circadian clock by photoperiod; circadian regulation of gene expression. The coding region runs from base 1 to 1989 and encodes 662 amino acids.
AUGGCCAAAGGAGCUGCUCGGGUGAUCUAUUGGUUCCGGACAGACCUUCGACUACACGAUUCUCCAGCCUUACAAGCGGCCCUUGAUCUCAAGCUCGAAGUCCUCUUCCCCAUCUGGUGUUGGGAUAGCCACUAUGUCUACCGGGCGAGAGUUGGCGUGAAUCGAUUCCAGUUCUUGAUCGACUGUCAAAAUGAUUUGUCUGAAAGCAUCACGAAGCUCAACAACAAGAGCAAGUUGUUCGUUAUGCGGGAGCCUGCGGUAACGUUACUACCCAAGCUCUUCAAAACCUGGAAAAUCACCCACCUCGUCUUCGAAAAGGACACAGACGCCUAUGCCCGGGAUCGAGACAACCAAGUCAUGGAAAUGGCGAAGCAAGCCGGCGUCGAAGUCAUCGUCAAGUCAGGCAGAACUCUCUGGGACAGCGAUGAGCUCGUCAAAGCGAAUGGAGGAAAACCCACAAUGAGCAGCACGCAACUCCAAGCCGCGGGUGCGAAGGCAGGAGAGAUUGCGAGACCCAUCGAUGCCCCAAAGAGAAUUCCCGAUCCUGGCGAUAUGGACCUCAACAUCGAGCAGACGAAACCCAAGCCCGAGCCGGAUUUCAACGCCAAGUAUCGCGACAGCGAAGAGGCCUCCUACAGUUCCGGCAUCGCGGGUCCGAAGGGCGAUUACUCACCCCCGACGAUCGAAGAACUCGGCAUGCCAGCCGCAACGACACCGCAUAAAGGGGGCGAGACGGUCGUGCUCAAGAUGCUCGAGGAGAUUCUGGCGGAUGAGGAGUACACGGGGACGUUUGAGAAGCCCAAGACGUCGCCGGCUGCGUUUGAGCCGCAGAGUACGUGUUUAACGUCGCCGUAUUUGCAUUUUGGGGCGUUGAGUUGUCGUUAUUUCUAUCACAAAGUCCAGGAUAUCGUCGACAAGCGCAAGAAGGAGAAGCAGAGUGUUUCCAAAAUGCCUGAAAGUUUGAACGGACAAUUGGCAUUUAGGGACAUGUAUUUUUCUGCGCAGGCGGCGCUGGGAUGGAGUUUCGCUCAGACAUACAACAACUCCCACUGCCGCUUCAUCCCCUGGCACCUCCCCAGCAAAAUCAACACCUCCAACAACCUGAUCACAGGCAGCUACGAGGUCGACGAUCCGGAAAAAGACGCCUGGCUCCACCGCUGGACGCACGGUACCACCGGCUUCCCCUGGAUCGACGCCAUCAUGCGGCAACUCCGGCAGGAAGGCUGGAUCCACCACUUAGCACGCCACUCAGUCGCCUGCUUCCUCACGCGAGGGGGCGCGUACAUCUCAUGGGAGCGCGGCGCGGAGGUCUUCGAGGAGUUGCUCAUUGAUCAUGAGACGGCGUGCAACGUGGGCAAUUGGCAGUGGCUGAGCUGCACGGCGUUUUAUGCGCAGUUUUAUCGGUGUUAUAGCCCCGUGGCGUUUGGGAAGAAGUGGGAUCCGGAGGGGAGGUUUGUGAGGAGGUAUGUGCCGGAGUUGAAGGAUCUGCCGGCGAGAUAUAUCUAUGAACCGCAUAAAGCGCCUAUUGCGGAUCAGAAAGCCGCUGGGGUGCAAAUCACUGGGGAUGGUAGCUCCUCCGCGACCUCGUCUUCUUCUUCCGGAUUGAAAACCUACCCGAAACCCAUGUUUGACUUCAACACGCAACGCGAGAUUUGUAUCCAGGGCAUGAAGAACGCGUAUCGUGUCGGCAUGCACGGCAAUGAUCCGAGGGUGUUGGACGGGUCGUGGAAGAAGGCUUUCGACGAUGAUGCUGAGGGGCCUACGGAGGGGGUGAAAGGGGGCCCUGGGGGGCUGGAGACGUGGGACGAUGUAGAGGAGGGUGGGGAGGAGGAUGAUGGUCCUGUUGAUGAGUUGAAGACGCCGAAGGGGAAGGGGAAGGGUAGUGGUAAGGGGCAGGCGAGUUCGAAGGGUGGGAAGAAGGGUCACAAAAGGGAGCAUAGUCAGAGUACGCUCGAUGGGGCUUUUGAGAAGAAGAGAGCGAAGGGAUGA